AUGAAUGGGUCUGUCUUAUCUAUUCAAACUGUCGAACUCUUGCUGUUUGUUAGAGACACAGUCUAUAUCAACAACUUCAACGAUUACCAGCUCUCCUACAAGACCUUAUUGACCAUACCUCAAGCCAAUAUGAAGUGGAGAAUAAUUGUUCUUGCAGCAAUUACGACCCUGUAUUCACCUGUCAACGCACACAGUUAUGCCUGCAUCAUUACAGGUGAAUCUGGUGAUGAUAACUGCCCACAAGGCUCGUGGAAGGCCUGUAUUUUUAGACCAAAUGCUGGGACAGGAAAGAAAAAUAAAUGUCCUAACAAUUACCCUUACGAAAGGCACUGGACGGGCACAUGGAUUGACUAUAAUGCUGCCUGCGGCUUCGAUAAACAAGGGGGAUAUGGUUGUGUAUGGAAAUGA
Molecule: messenger RNA, 408 nt
Organism: Bipolaris zeicola 26-R-13
Lineage: Eukaryota; Fungi; Ascomycota; Dothideomycetes; Pleosporales; Pleosporaceae
Exons: 2
Coding region: 1-408 (135 amino acids)
Source: RefSeq, a predicted model, not a curated record